Lotus japonicus is the source of this 3102-nucleotide messenger RNA. Its product is annotated as pentatricopeptide repeat-containing protein At5g61400. Gene Ontology annotation, molecular function: protein binding. The record is from RefSeq and is a predicted model, not a curated record. The transcript has a single exon. NCBI's taxonomy places the organism in Eukaryota, Viridiplantae, Streptophyta, Magnoliopsida, Fabales, Fabaceae. Bases 440 to 2308 code for a protein of 622 amino acids.
CAGAUUGGCGACAAGUUCCACUUCCUCUUUAGAUCUGAUUAGUGUCGAUAGUGACAAAAAGUACUAUUUUCUCAUCCAGAUUUGAUCGAUGACGGUGGUGGGAAAUGAGAAGGGGGGAGGGGGCCGAUGGAGAAGGGGUGGACGAGGGGAGAGUGAAAGUCAAGUCAAACCCAUCCCACAAACUCCCCUACUACGAACAUACACAAUUCUAACUGAUUUUUAUAGGCAGCAAAACUUAGCGGCUGUUAAAAACUGCCGCAAAUGUGUAUGUUUAUACUUUAUUCUAUUUUCCAACAAUUAUUUACCCAAAAAGAAAUGUUCAACAAUUGAACUGUGAAGUAGUGGUUUCAUUAAUGAAUCAUAUGUCUGGUGAUUAGAGUUUAACUGUAAUCAGAGUUUAGCUUAGCUCAGGUGCUCCACAGAACCGAUCAUCGAUGCAAUGUGGAACCUUGUCCGUCGGAAAAUCAUCCCCAUCAGUUCCAUUCCCAACCGCAUCUCCUCUUAUUCUUCACACUCUCCCUCUCACUCCGACAACACAAACGCCAUCAUCAUCCACAUCCUAACAACCACCACCACCACCAACACCAACAACCACGCCGAAGCCACCUUCCUCACCAAACAACACCUCCUCAACUCACCCAAACCCCACCGCACUGCAUGCUUCUCCCUCUUCCACGCCCUCACCACCUCCAAACCCACGCCCCACGCCUUCGGCAUCCUCAUACUCGCAUUCUCCCAACUGGGUCUCAUCGAUGAAGCCCUCUGGGUCCAUAAACAGCUCAACUUCUUGCCCCCGUUACAAGCUUGCAACGCGCUUCUUCAUGGUUUGGUCAAGACCCAGAAGUUUGAUUCAGUCUGGGAGCUCUACGGUAACAUGGUGGCACGCGGAUUUUCCCCUACUGUGAUCACCUAUGGGAUUUUGAUGGACUGUUGUUGUAACCAAGGUGAUUUUGGUAAGGCACACAAGGUGUUCGAUGAAAUGCGUGAGAGGGGGAUUUUGCCUACUGUGGUGGUUUACACUAUUCUGAUUCGCGUGUUUUGCUGCGAGGGUCGGAUGGGGGAUGCUGAAAGGGUGUUCAGGUUGAUGAGGGAGUCUGGGGUGGAUGCCAAUUUGUAUACUUAUAAGACUGUCAUGGAUGGGUAUCGCAAGGUGGGUUAUGAUGCGAAAAAACGAGUCUUUGUUUUGUUUGGUGAUAUGUUGCGAAGGGGGUUGCGCCCUGACGUUGUGAUUUUUGCUACUCUGGUGGAUGUUCUAUGCAAGGCGGGGGAUUUAAAGGCUGCUCGAGACUGUUUACGUAGCAUGGCCGAAUUUGAUGUUGUUCCUAAUGCUCAUGUUUUUAAUUCUUUGAUGAAUGGUUACUGUAAAGCCGGGAACUUUACUGAAGGAAUGCAGUUGCUAGGAGAAAUGGAAAAGUUUGAAAUUGCGCCGGAUAUUUACACAUUUAGUAUACUCAUUAAGUGUCUAUGUGACUCUGGUAGAUUGGAGGAAGCUAAGGCCUUGAUGGAGAAGAUGGACAGAUCAGGGGUCAUUGCCAAUUCUGUGACGUGCAAUGCUGUGAUUGAUGGACAUUGUAAGAUUGGAGAUAUGGAGAAGGCUAUUGAGUUGUGUUCCCAAAUGAAUGAAAGGAAAAUAGAACCUAAUGUUAUCACAUUUACCUCAUUAAUUGACGGGUUUUGCAAAAAAGGAAACAUGAAAGCUGCAAUGGGCUUGUAUACGGAAAUGGUAAUCAAAGGUCUUGUGCCUGACGUGGUAACUUACACAGCUUUGAUUGAUGGACACUGCAAGGUUGGGAACACAAAAGAGGCUUUUAGGCUACACAAGGAGAUGCCGGAUGCAGGACUUGUACCCAAUGUGUUUACGGUUAGUUGUUUAAUUGAUAGCCUUUUCAAAGAUGGAAGAACAUAUGAUGCAAUCAAACUGUUCUUGGAGAAAACAGGAGUUGGUUGCCCUGGAGGUAAAAUGGAGAGCAGCUUGUGUUCUCCAAACGAUGUGAUGUAUGCCAUUUUAAUUCAAGGUUUAUGUAAAGAUGGACAGAUCUUUAAGGCCACCAAGUUUUUCACAGAAAUGAGAUGCAAGGGUUUCUUACCAGACAGGGCUGUUUAUGUUGCCAUGUUGCAGGGACAUUUUCGAUUCAAGCACAUGCUUGAUGUAAUGAUGUUGCAUGCAGACAUACUGAAGAUGGGUAUUAUGCUAAACUCUACCAUAUAUCGUGUGUUGUCUAGGGGCUAUAGAGAGCGAGGAGAUUUGAUACCAGCUCGCAUGUGUUCUGAACAUCUAAUGGAAUAUGGCAUUGCAUGUCCUCAAUAAGGAAGGUGUUUCUGAUUCCAUCGGUGGUUCAAGUUUGGACUCCUUUACAGCAAGAUCGCCAAGUGAUGUUGCUUGUGUUAGAACAUAGUGACUAAGGAUUUUCAUAUAUCAUCUAAGUCACUAAUGCUACUGGUUCUUAAUAUAUUACCGUGGAUUUCUCAUUUCUCCGCAAGUGACCUUCACCUAGUUAUUCCUUUGCUAGUGUCAUGCUUAUUGGUAUUAAUUUGGUGCACUGCUCCAAGACCAUAAGGCAUAUUAACUACUGAAGGAGACUUGCUUUCCUACUUUGACAGCUUGAGAUAACAGAUUUGGAUUUUGAGACUUUCUUCUCAUUAACUGAGUGGUGAGGACAAGAGGAGAACUGACAUCUUUCGGCACAUUGAGGCAUACCAUCGGUGUAUGCUUUGAGUUAACAUUUACUUCUCCAUUGAUGGGGAUGUGUGUUUUCCUAAUACAAACGGAAGCCAAAAAGACACUUAAUGAUUGACCAACCUUCCUACCUGGAUUUGUGGCUUCCUAAGGCACAAUUCUAGAUGGAGCUCAUGUGUUGAAUUGGAGCCAAAAGACGUUCACGUUUGACUCUAACUGCUGUUCAAGCACAGCCUAAUGCAUAUCUUAUCCGAUUCUUUGGAUUUGGAUCCUCUCAUGUGAUAGAACAAUGUAAAAUGAAGCAUUUUGUUGGAAACAUGAUAGGAUCAUGAUCUUUGUAACUGAUUUUAUUCAAAUAGUGUUUAUGGCUCUUUUAUGUUGUAAAUAAUUUAUUUGUACAUGAGUUCCCAUUUGGGGAUAAAAUC